Aspergillus heteromorphus CBS 117.55 is the source of this 414-nucleotide messenger RNA. RefSeq lists its product as uncharacterized. The record is from RefSeq and is a predicted model, not a curated record. Gene Ontology annotation, molecular function: DNA binding. The transcript is spliced from 2 exons. The annotation marks the transcript as partial. Lineage: Eukaryota; Fungi; Ascomycota; Eurotiomycetes; Eurotiales; Aspergillaceae.
AUGGAGACGUAUUACGGUCGUGUCCGCUCUUCUCAGGAUGCUAGGAUCUUGUUUGAGGCCUGUAGCAUGGGUUUGCUGUCGUGUGUUACUAGGUGUCUCUCGACCGAGGAACAGCUUUCGAUUCGACCCGGUUCCGUGUUUGUCUGGGACGAGCACAAAGCAGAUAUCCAGAUUUGGGUUGAUGGGAGGCAAUGGAUCCCCUGUGAGGAUUCCGCUAGCCCUGAGGCUUAUCGGGAGAUAAACCAUGGGAACAUUCCCAAGGGGAAAGAUAGGCAUGAUUGCUACCAGCCUGAUGGCUUGAUCAGGCAGCAUUUCGGAAUUAUACUGCCGACCGGUCAGAAUCUGCAAAUGAUUUCCUACUACUCUGAAUCCGACAGCUUUGACCUCCAGACGCCAUGGGAGGAACCAAGCCUG